CAGGCCACACUACGUUCGUACCUUAGUACUGUGGACUCCAGUCAGAACUUACCAUGGUAGGUGGUGCAAUCAACUGCUCUGAGUGGGACGCUACAGCAGCUGUCAUAUUACGAAUGACGGCGCCCACUACGUCAUUUACCGGCAACCCGGUUUAAAACUAUGAUGAUUUCAUACUUCCCCUCUAUCCACCGUGUUGUUUAUUUACUGCUGCUCGCCUUCACGAAAGAAAAGAAGAUACAGUGCUGUUACUACAGUCUCUCUAUCCUUGAUUCAUCCUCCCUACAAAGCCCGUGCGCUUGAAUCUCGUGCACCACUGCCAGUGCCGACCUUACAAUGUCCCUCAACACAGCGACCGGCGUGGCAACCAGCGGCCUACAGGGCCGACCCCCUAAGUUGACCGGGGACGUCAGGUCUACGGUUCAACAGGGCCACAAGACGGUCAACAAGACUGCCCAGAAUACCACCGAAUCAGUGCUGCCCGGCCAAUUCCCUGGAGACGAAGACGGAGUCAAGUCCGCCCAGCGCGAUCAGAACAAUGACGGACCCAUUCUUUCUCCUAUGCGUGACUGGUAUCGUCGCUGGGUACCUCGGAUGUUCGAUAAGAUGGAGUCAUACCUUAUGGGCUGGCUGUCCUGGCUCUUGCCGGGACCGCGACAAGCCCGGCUGUAUGACGCCGCAUCCAAGCGGCCGGCUAGCACAACUUUCCUCAUCUGUCAACUGCUUUGCUGCGGAGUUCCGUUGCUCGUCUUUCUGGCCGGUGUCUUCUUGUUCGCUGCCGUGGCAAUUAUUCUCUGGUGUGUUCUAUCGCUGCUCAUCCUCGGUCCCGUCCUCUUGGUGGCUAGCAUGAUGGGGGUCUCGCUGUGGGGCUGGGGCUGGUUCUUCUACAGUGUCAUCAAGUGGGUCGAUCAGACCUAUCUGGGUGGUAUGCUUUCUCGAUUCUGGUUGUCGCGAAGCUCGUCUGAUGACGACGAUGACGAAAAUUCAAGCAAGGAGGAAGGGAAAGAGAAGGGUGGUGAGCAAAAGGAAGGGUGAGCAGAGCCAAAUUACAGGUACCAAGACUGUGGAAGGGAUGCGGGUAUGGAGGCAUAGUCAUUAUUGAGCCAGAAGGGUCUAGGGAAAUUGAGCCGUUCAUGUAUAGCCCGGUCGCUAUUUAUUGAAUUCUUGUAAUUAUUUUUUGACAAAUUCACACCU
Messenger RNA from Aspergillus uvarum CBS 121591, 1191 nucleotides. RefSeq names its product seipin co-factor family protein. NCBI's taxonomy places the organism in Eukaryota, Fungi, Ascomycota, Eurotiomycetes, Eurotiales, Aspergillaceae. The coding region runs from base 334 to 1032 and encodes 232 amino acids. The transcript has a single exon. The record is from RefSeq and is a predicted model, not a curated record.